AUGUCCACUCUCGAUGCGCCGAAGUGCACUGCCGUACUACUGAUGCUCGCAGCUUGGAUGGCGAGAUGUGGCAUCGACGCUCGCAUCGUCGACAAACGUGGCACAAAGAUCUACUCAGGACAAGCGGAUGGUUUACAGCUCCGCAGCCUGGAAAUCUUUGACAGUUUUGGUUUCGCCGAUAGAGCUUGGAAGGAAGCAAAUCACUUGAUAGAAUUCUGCAUGUGGAACCCCGGCGAAGACGGUGUGAUACGCCGCUCAGAUGGGGUGCCGGAUACACCACCUGGUCUCUCUCGAUUCAAGGAGAUCGUACUACAUCAGGGACGAAUUGAAAGAUUCUUCCUUGACCAUAUCAAAAAGCACACCAAGGAUAGGCUGCAUGUCGAGCGUGCGGUAUUGCCCGAGUCGCUCCAUAUCGCGGAAGAUCGGGUGGAUGAUCACUCUUCAGACAACUAUCCCGUCACAGUCCAGCUGCGAUAUCUUACCGAGGACGAGGCCAAACCGGCUCAAAGCAAGGGUUCCGGAAUCAAUGACGGUCUUUUCAGGAGUAACCUGGCAGACGAUGAUACCGAAGAUCUCAUCGCGAAUAGCCGGCAAAAGCAGGGUAGCACGGAGAUUGUAAAGGCGAAAUAUGUCGUAGGCUGCGACGGUGCUCACAGUUGGACACGAAAGCAACUAGGCUUUGAGCUGGAGGGAGAGCCCACAGACCACAUCUGGGGAGUAUUGGACAUUAUUCCCAUCACCGAUUUUCCGGAUGUUCGCAAACGUUGCGCCAUACACAGCGAGUCUUCAGGAUCAAUGAUGAUCAUUCCACGUGAGAACAAGAUUGCCCGGCUCUAUAUUCAGCUCACAGAAAUCAAGCCCGAUGCCAGUGGUCGAGCGGAUAGGUCGAAGAUCACACCUGAUACGAUCAUCACAGCUGCUCAAAAAAUCAUUGCACCGUAUAAGCUGACGUACGAAUAUUGCGACUGGUGGACAGCAUACCAGAUCGGCCAGAGAGUAGGCAAGAACUUCCAUCACAAGAGCCGCGUGUUCCUGGCUGGUGAUGCUGUACAUACGCACUCACCGAAGGCUGGCCAGGGUAUGAACGUCUCGAUGCAGGAUGGGUACAAUUUGGGCUGGAAACUGGGCUUGGUAGUGAAAGGUAUUGCUCAACCAUCCAUUCUAAAGACUUACCAGUCCGAGCGGAGGCGUAUCGCGCAGGAUCUGAUUGCGUUUGAUCACAAGUUCUCAAGGCUGUUUUCAGGGCGGCCGGCUAAGGACGUCAUGGAUGAGGAAGGCGUCAACAUGGACGAGUUCAAGCGGGCAUUCCUGAAGGGGCAGCUAUUCGCCACGGGACUCUCAGUCGACUACGGCACGAGCAUGUUAGUUGGCAAACCAGGCAACGCAGCAGAUCAAGGCGAUGGGACAGACGUAUCCUCAAAGUUCGAAGUCAUCGGCAAGCAAGAGCUAGCCUCAGAGACAAAGUUAGGCAUGCGUUUCCCAAGCCAUCAGGUCAUCAACCAAUCUGACGGUCGAGCCUGGGAGUUUCAGCAGAAGCUGAGAAGCGAUGGACGGUUCCGUAUCAUCGUAUUUGCCGGCAACGUCGCAAGUCCAAAGCAGAACGCCCGCCUCAGAAGCUUCUGCCAAGGUCUGUCAUCGUCAUCGGUACUGACGCCGCAUCUCAUCAAGAACGUGGACGUGCUUACAUUGCACUCGUCCAAGCGCAAGGAAGUAGAACUCUUGCGCGACUUCCCAGAUAUACUGCACCCCUUCGAUGCGAAGACUGGGUGGGAUUACGAUUCGGUGUACGCGGAUGACGCCAAUCCGUUUGAGGGCUUCGGUAAUGCAUACAAGGGGUAUGGUGUCGACAGGGAGACGGGUUGCGUGGUUGUUACGAGACCGGAUCAAUACGUUGGGUACAUUGACACCGUCGACGAGGAGGGGUUCAAGGGUAUUGAGACUUACUUCAAAGGGAUAUUGGCAUCGUAG
Messenger RNA from Alternaria atra, 1968 nucleotides. RefSeq lists its product as uncharacterized. NCBI's taxonomy places the organism in Eukaryota, Fungi, Ascomycota, Dothideomycetes, Pleosporales, Pleosporaceae. Gene Ontology annotation, molecular function: FAD binding. Bases 1 to 1968 code for a protein of 655 amino acids. The transcript is spliced from 5 exons. The record is from RefSeq and is a predicted model, not a curated record.